Molecule: messenger RNA, 395 nt
Organism: Dentiscutata heterogama
Lineage: Eukaryota; Fungi; Glomeromycota; Glomeromycetes; Diversisporales; Gigasporaceae
Source: the annotation of a GenBank genome assembly
AUUUGCAAUCCGGAAAUAUCCGAGCUAUUACCAAUGGUUAUCUUGCAAUAAAUCAUGAACCAAUGUCUGGUUUAACCUGUAAAGUCUAUGCUACUAUGAGUACUUCAUUUACACUUUUUCAUAGGCUAAUUAUCGCUAUAUGUAGACAAAAAAUUUGUAACACUGGUAGAUAUGAUUGGAAAUUAUUUUUACCUGUGGCUAUUAUAUCUUUAAUUAUUGGAGUCAUGGCUUUCGAUACUUAUGGUCCCGUUAUAUAUUGGUGUGCCGCAAAACCAGAUACAGUAGCCAUUCCGAUAUCUUCUAUUUUUAUGACUCUCCUUGUACUUUCUAUAUGCAUGUUCUGUUAUAUACAAACUAUUCAAGCUAUACGUGCUAUUAAAAGACAACAAUCCUUA